Molecule: messenger RNA, 1119 nt
Organism: Brassica rapa (field mustard)
Lineage: Eukaryota; Viridiplantae; Streptophyta; Magnoliopsida; Brassicales; Brassicaceae
Source: RefSeq, a predicted model, not a curated record
AUGGCUUCCUCCUCUCAUUUUCAUUACCACCAAGACGAUCACCAACCUGAUAAUGAAGAUAUAUUCGAAGACUUAUUUGAAGACAUUGAUGAUUUACUAGAAGAAAAUGAGCGUGUACCACGUAAUUUUAUCGACAGACAUCGGGAGGAAGGUCAAGAUAUGUUAUGGAAUGAUUAUUUUAGCGAUACUCCAACCUACCCGCACAAUGUCUUCCGGCGACGGUUUCGAAUGAACCGGACAUUAUUCAUGCGUAUUGUGCAGCGUCUCUCCACAGAAGUACGGUAUUUUCAAGAAAGAGUUGAUGCAACCGGGCGGUCUAGUCUUACUGCACUCCAAAAAUGUACCGCAGCAAUUCGUCAAUUGGCUUAUGGUGUUGGAGCUGAUGCAGUGGACGAAUAUGUCCGAAUGGGUGAAACAACUGCUCGAGGAUGUUUGCACAAUUUUGCCGCCGGAAUAAUCCGCUUGUUUGGCAAUGAAUACCUAAGACGUCCCACACCGGAAGAUCUGCAAAGACUACUAUACUUUGGGGAGCAACGUGGGUUCCCAGGGAUGAUUGGAAGCAUCGACUGUAUGCAUUGGGAGUGGAAGAAUUGCCCCACUGCUUGGAAAGGAAUGUAUUCACGAGGAACCGGAAAACCAACGAUUGUCUUAGAGGCGGUGGCAUCAUAUGACCUCUGGAUAUGGCACUCCUUUUUUGGAGCUCCAGGUACUAUGAACGAUCUUAAUAUUCUCGAUCGAUCACCCGUUUUUGAUGACGUAAUUAACGGAAUAGCACCACAAGUUAACUUCUAUGUUAACAAUCAUCCGUACAAUUUGGCUUAUUAUCUCACGGAUGGUAUUUAUCCAAAAUGGGCUACAUUUAUUCAAUCUAUCCGACUACCACAAACUCAGAAGCAUUCUGUAUUUGCUCAAACCCAAGAAGGUGUGCGAAAAGAUGUCGAGCGUGCAUUCGGAGUCCUACAAGCUCGGAUGAACGAUCGUCAAGAACUCAGUACAACAUUGCUGAAUUUCGAGAAAGAGAAGAGGCGGAUACCUUUACCGUCAAUAAUCCGUCACCUCUCGGCACUCCACUUGAACGUCGGACGAACCUUCGGAAUCGAGAAACCCAUCAACGUUUAA